GGUUUGGCUUGGUGUGAUUUCAAACAAACAACAGGUCAGUCCAGCUUUGGAAGGGCAAAGACUAGAAAGCUCCGACCAGAAGCAGCGUAGACAAAACCGUAUAGAAAGGCAGGUCUUCUUUCUGUCUCCUCCACAAUACCCUAUUUGAAGCCGCUUUUCAGACUCUCUCUCUCUCUCUCUCUCUGAGAUCGUUUUCCAAUUCCAUAUCCGUACGAUGCCUUCCCGAAGAAGAACGCUCUUGAAGGUCAUCAUCCUCGGUGACAGCGGGGUGGGGAAGACCUCUUUGAUGAAUCAAUAUGUAAAUAAGAAGUUUAGUAACCAAUACAAGGCAACGAUUGGAGCCGACUUUUUGACCAAAGAGGUGCAGUUUGAAGAUAGGCUUUUCACCUUGCAGAUUUGGGAUACAGCUGGUCAGGAAAGAUUUCAAAGCCUUGGAGUUGCUUUUUACCGUGGUGCUGAUUGCUGCGUUCUUGUUUACGAUGUGAACUCGAUGAAAUCAUUUGACAACCUUAACAACUGGAGGGAAGAGUUUCUCAUUCAGGCAAGCCCUUCAGACCCAGAAAAUUUCCCAUUUGUUGUUAUAGGAAACAAGAUUGAUGUAGAUGGUGGAAAUAGCAGAGUGGUUUCAGAAAAAAAGGCUCGAGCUUGGUGUGCAUCAAAAGGGAAUAUCCCAUACUUUGAGACUUCUGCCAAGGAGGGUAUCAAUGUGGAAGAAGCUUUCCAAUGCAUAGCAAAGAAUGCUCUCAAGACUGGGGAAGAGGAAGAGAUAUACUUGCCAGACACCAUUGAUGUUGCGACCAACAGUCAGCCAAGGUCAGCCGGAUGCGAGUGCUAAAUAAUGUGCCAGAUUCUUUCCCAGUAAUCAAUAAGUUUUAUCUUUUGAAGUGCUGCAAAAUAUUUUGUCAUUUUAAUUGGUACUGUAUGCUACUAAAUUGUACAUUAGUGUUUGUGGGAAACAAAUUGGUUCCAUUAAUGCUUAUUGGGUUUGAUUGUAAUGUGCCUUCUGUGUAACUACUGUUUGCUUUGAUGAGUUACAUUUGAAUCCUCCCCAUUUCCCUUUA
Ziziphus jujuba (common jujube) is the source of this 1061-nucleotide messenger RNA. RefSeq names its product ras-related protein Rab7. The transcript is spliced from 7 exons. The record is from RefSeq and is a predicted model, not a curated record. Lineage: Eukaryota; Viridiplantae; Streptophyta; Magnoliopsida; Rosales; Rhamnaceae. Gene Ontology annotation, cellular component: vacuolar membrane. The coding region runs from base 215 to 835 and encodes 206 amino acids. Gene Ontology annotation, molecular function: GTPase activity; GTP binding.